Metopolophium dirhodum (rose-grain aphid) is the source of this 1613-nucleotide messenger RNA. RefSeq lists its product as uncharacterized. Gene Ontology annotation, molecular function: DNA binding. Bases 350 to 1597 code for a protein of 415 amino acids. Lineage: Eukaryota; Metazoa; Arthropoda; Insecta; Hemiptera; Aphididae. The record is from RefSeq and is a predicted model, not a curated record. The transcript is spliced from 9 exons.
UAAAAGACGGCCAAUCGGUAUUGGAUGUCCGUGACUCCGUGUUGUUUACCACUUCGCCAUCAGUUGACACAUCGAGUUUUGACGGUUAUCCGUUAUCGUCAUCUACCUAUUUUGUAUACUUUCUUUAUAAUCGUGUAAUGUCUAUCCUCAGUGUUUAAUACUUAAAUACCUGCUGUUUACUGUAGUUUGAUCUGCGUCUUUGUGACUCGUGUACCUACCUACUGGCUACAGCAGAUGUACAACUGUGCAAGUUAUACCAAGCAUUAUAGGUACCAGAUAAUAUUUAGUUUAUUGUACCAAUAUCGUAUUGGUAUACCUAACUUGCAACGACUACACACUAAAAAUUACGAUGGCUACAAAACAGUCAUGGACUAUAGGUUUAUUUGAGGAGGAAAACAAGUACUCUGUACUUCCAUCAAAUUGGUUGAUCCGGGUUGGUGAAAAUGUAUUUUGUCAAUGGCCAAAAAAAAGAAUAACCGAUUCAAUGAUUAAAAUGGCAGAAAAGCCAACAAAAGAAUGGACACUGUUUCCGGUAAAAGUUAUUGAAGAAGAUCUUACUUAUGAACAAGCUAUCACAAGAGAAAAAAAAAUAUUUUUACAAGCAUCAGAGUCUGAUAGAAGCUUAGGACGUGGAAAAAGGAAACGAAAAAUGAAAUUUAAAAAGAAUGACAAUUUAAAUGAUGACUUUGAUGAAAGUGAUAGUAGUGCAGUACAAACACCGAUAAAAAUUUUAACUAACAAAGAAAAUAUGAAUGGUAUAUGUGUACCCUUCAUGCAGAACGAGAAUACAUUAUCAAACAAUAUUAUUUCUGAUGCAAUUGAAGUACUGAAUUCUAUUCCAUCAAAUAUGAAUAUUCAAUCAUUUCAACCUGAUGAUUCUGUAGCAACUUCUUCCCAUAAUAUUGACACACAGUAUGAGUUAUUAGAUAAUAAUUCUAAUGACAAAAUAUUGUCUACUAGUGUUGAGACCAAUAUUGAUGUGAAUGCUGCAAACUGCAGUCAGUUUGGACCAUGUAGCCAAAAAAAUUCAAUCCAUUAUUUUGACGAUUUGAGAAAUGUUUAUGGGAAUAGUACAAACUUGGAUGAAAUGGUUGCAAAAACUAUUGAUUUAUGUAUUUCAACUAACUCUUAUGUAAAAAGAAUUGAUGCCCGAAUUGACAAAAUAGAAAAACUUCUUGAAUCUAAUACAGCAGGCGGCUAUUACCGCAAUUCUCAACAGAUGUUCGAUGAAGACUUUAUCUCUCUUUUUCCAAUGAAAGAUAUACAAACUAUUAAUGAUGUUGAUACAAAAAUUAAAAAUGAUUCUAAAUUUGAAUGUCAAAUGAAAGCAUUUAUUACUACUAUUGGUGGUACUGACAUAAAAAAUUUUGUAAAAAGAAUUCUUCAUCGAAUGUUCACAAACGAAUUAUCUUCAAAAUGUUCCUGGACUGGGUUCAGAACAAAUUACAAACUAGAAAAUUUGAAAUUGAUGAGUAUUAUAAAAGACAUUGCCAGAGAACAUUUCAAAGGAACUGAUAUAUCUUUUGAGAAUCACGUUAAAGAUUGGUUUAGGCACGGUACUCAACGUUUAUCCAGAGAAAAAGAACGGCAACAAUAAAUGAACAAGAUUGUUU